AGAGCUUCGCAGCUCUGAUGUCGGAUACAAGUCUGAGGGAGACUGGGAAGCCCACGAGCACCGCUGCCUUGAAACUUCCAAAGGAUCUCGACAGCCAAUUAGGCUGCCCGGUGAUUAGUUAGAAUGCACUGGCCUGAAGCUCUCUCGUUCCUCCUCAUUUCCCUCCUCUCCUUCGUAUCCUCCGUGGCGGCCUCAACUUCCACUUCACCCCAAAACACCGACAUAUUCUACUGGCCGCUCUCCGCAUCCUCUCCCUCACAAGCCUCCCGGCUCGCAGAAGUUUCCUACGAUCCCGUCACUCUCCAAACAUCCGUCCGCUCAUAUACUCCACCCCAAAAACAGUCAAAUGAGGACCUACUGCGCAUUGGCCUAUUCACCGAUGCGUCACAGGAGCACUGGGUGGGAAGCUUAACGUCCUUUUCAGCAUUCAACAACAGCGCAAUCACUCCCAAUCUAAGCUUAUAUCUCAGCCUAGAUAAUGAGGUUUAUAGCGUCGCGGUUUCUGCUUCGGCCUUGUCAGCUAGCGAAGGGAAUCAGAAUCUCAAUGUCGAGAUAGUCAGACCGACUCCCGCCCCCACACCGCAUUUAAACAGACCCAUUGUACUGAAGGAGGAUGGAAAAGAAACCGAGGAGAUUAUUGAGAAAUCAUUUAUACAAAAGUAUUGGUGGGCUAUCCCAAUUGUAUUGUUCUUGGUGAUAGGGGGUGGAGGCGAGGCGAAAUGAGCCAGGUCCUUCCAUCUACAUCACAAAAGGCGUGGAUAUAAACAGAAUUCAAAAAAAGUUACCAAUUGAUCCUCUUGGGCAUUAACUUGGUUCGAUGGAGCUACAGAUCUAGAACUCAGAGAUACCACAUACACACUGCAAAACGCAAAAACUCGUUUACUGGCUUCACCCUUCCAAGUCUUGUGAUAGAAGACUCGACCAAAGCAUUCUCCAGGCUUUGGACGGCAAACACUAGAUGAAUCUGUCACGAUCCGACUCCCCAUAUGUCUCAACCUUAAAUUUCUAUCCGGAAGUUCAGAGAUAAUUGCUGAACCCUCAGCCAAUUUUAGCUUCCUUUCGGCUGCCGUCUCAUAGUUGAGCCCUCUCGCUCAAUUUUUUUUAAUUUUUAUUUUUAUUUUUAUUUUUAUUUUUUUUGGAUUUCUUCAUGAUUUCUUCAAUAUCUGCAAACUUCAAGUUUAUCUUUCCUUUCUUGCAUUUUGUGCUUCGUGGGGUCUCUAUUCGACUAACAGCUGCUGGAUAACUUUCCUCUCGGGCAGAUCGUCUGGCCUUGAAUGAAUUCCAUUCUGUUGAAUAUGCGAGAGAUUUCUCGACAUACUACGCGGAUAA
Molecule: messenger RNA, 1329 nt
Organism: Coccidioides posadasii C735 delta SOWgp
Lineage: Eukaryota; Fungi; Ascomycota; Eurotiomycetes; Onygenales; Onygenaceae
Source: RefSeq, a predicted model, not a curated record